AUGACCUCAGCAAAGUCUUCAUCACUUCAAUGCUUUAGGGGAGAUCUGGAUAGUGCCUCUUCUCUUCCAGCCGCUUCGUCAGAUUCACUCUCAGUAUUCUCUGCAGCAAUUCGCUCAAUAGUCCGUUUAGAAGUCCCCAAGAUUGUCGCAAGUUCUUCGUUUUUAAAAGAAACCUACGUCAAUGAUCCUCUUGACUAUGCUCUCUCCAUCAUUCCAUUUUCUUAG
Blepharisma stoltei is the source of this 225-nucleotide messenger RNA. The record is from the annotation of a GenBank genome assembly. NCBI's taxonomy places the organism in Eukaryota, Ciliophora, Heterotrichea, Heterotrichida, Blepharismidae.